Messenger RNA from Gopherus flavomarginatus (Mexican gopher tortoise), 4081 nucleotides. RefSeq names its product store-operated calcium entry associated regulatory factor (gene SARAF). Gene Ontology annotation, biological process: regulation of store-operated calcium entry. Gene Ontology annotation, cellular component: endoplasmic reticulum membrane. Lineage: Eukaryota; Metazoa; Chordata; Testudines; Testudinidae. The transcript is spliced from 6 exons. Bases 16 to 963 code for a protein of 315 amino acids. The record is from RefSeq and is a predicted model, not a curated record.
CGCUGUAGCAGCCGGAUGUGCCCUGUAAUCGUCAUGGCGGCCGGCGGGCGGGUCCUGCUCGUGUCGCUGCUGCUGCUCCUGAGCGGGCCGGGGCUUGCGCGGGGCUGGGACCAGCCGGGGAGAGUUUUGUUGCGGGAGGUCCAAGCUCUCACUUUCUACAGAGAUCAAUAUACUACUUCUCGGCGGACAUCUCCAAUUCCCCAGUUACAAUGUACUGGAGGUACAGCUGGAUGUGCGUAUGUUCCCAUGGUUGUUCAGUGUCAUAACAAAGGCUGGGAUGGCUUUGACAUACAGUGGGAGUGUAAGGCAGACUUGGAAAACUCCUAUCGCUUUGGAAGAAUCGAAGUGAGCUGUGAAGGCUAUGAUUAUCCAGAUGACCCUUACAUCUUAAGGGGAUCUUGUGGUUUGCAGUAUGGGUUAGAGUUAACUGAGGAAGGCCAAAGAAAAGCGGACAACUUUGGUGGAAGCUUUGGCUCCAGCUAUUACCAAUCAAGUAAAGUGAAUUCUCAGGAUUCCUCUAACUCUGUUGCUGGAGUGAUUGUCGUAAUAGUACUUCUACUCCUUGCUUAUGGAUGUUACAAGCUAUUCCUCAGUAAUCAGCUGCCUCAACAGGAUUUCUCUAAUGGUGAUGGAUACGCUAGGACAUCUUGGCAGAAUACUCAGACACCACCUCCUCCUGGUUUUAAAUCCAGCUUCACAGGAGCUGGUGGUUUUGGUGGCAGUUCCAGUUCUGAGGCCAAUUUAGGACGAGGGUUUUGGACUGGACUCGGAACAGGAGGCCUACUAGGAUACUUGGCUGGUAGUCAGAGGGCACAACCACAUUCCUCAUAUUUUCCUUAUGUCAAUCCAUACGCUGGUCCUACCACUCCUCCUCCUCCAGGCAGAAAUUCAAGUGGCUGUACGGGGCCUCAUCCCUCAGGGACAAGAACUGCUUCUGGCUUUGGAAGCACAAAAAGGAGAUGAUGAUCUUAGUUUCCUGGCACGGUUGCAGUUAAAUACACUCUUCCUCCCUGCAUUUGAGUGCCUUCUUUUUAAAAUAUGGAGCUUCAGUUUUAAAAACUAUUGAAAUCCUUCUCCAGAGGACUUAUAGGCUGCGCGUUGAGUUAGUUUGUUUAUAAGAUGUUCCUUGGGUUUAGAUGUUGUAGAUGUUAUGCUUUGGAUUUUUGUUUUGAAAAGAAAAUGGAGAUAAGAUCAGUGAGCAGAUACUGCUCUUGGUGGGAAGAACAGUUUUUUUGAUGUGUUCAGAUUAAAGUCUGUAUGACUGCGUGGAGAGGAAUGAAUGAAUAAAUAUAGGCAAUGAGUUUUUCAUAGCCCUAACAGAGAGGUUGGAUACUACCAUCUUGUUUAGAGAUUUAGCAGGUAUCAAAACAUACCCUAUUUUCCUAUAAUAAAAACAAAGUCCUCCAAGUUUACAAAGGGAUAUCUUACCAACCUUUACUAUUUUAGCUAUCUGGCAAUGGUAACUGUCCCAGUCUUCCAAAAUAACUAGCUUACCAUGCCCUGGGAGCCAGUUCUUUUCAACCAGGGUUUCUCAGUCUUUGUGCUCCAGCAUUUGCAAGCCAGUGGGGAUGCUGGGACGCUAGCAAACUUGGUAAUAAACACUCAAGCCCAGCUUCCCAAAAGAUAUUAUUGAAAUCAAUGGAAGAGAAAGGAGCCUAAAUAUCUUUGAGGAUCUGGACCUCAGUACAUAAUGAAGCCUGACAUGUAAGGAAUUGUUCACUUCAGUGCUGUUUUGUGAAGAUCAGUUUGGUCUUUCUUUCACUUACAGAAUUGAUGUGUGUUACAGUAACAGUGAAUUCAGUUCAUCAUAUAUGCAGGCAUUGUCCAUAAUUGUAAGAGUGCAAAAAAAGAAUAGUGUUCUGAUGUUCAGGACUUUUUCUGCCUUUGUCCCACAUGUAAUGGGGAUCUUGGCAUCAACAUUGAGGCCUGAAGGUUGCAUAUUUGAAGUUUUCCUUGCUUUAUCAUUCAUCCUUGAAAUGACAUGACUUAUGUGCGUUAUUAGGUAUUUGUUUUUUUAAAUAUAUAUCCACUGGUUCAUGUAACAUUGGGUGACUUAGCCUAGAUAAGAAGCCACUGGCCAUUGCCUUUAACUCCAAAUCUCGUCAGAACAGAUUGAUGUGGUGUUAAGUGCUUAUGGCCACAUUUGUCUUGUCUAUAGUAGGGCUCUAGAUGUUUCAACCAUGGAUGUUAGCUAUGGUGGAAAGCUCUUACCAGAAAAAUCCUUAGUGCAGACACAGCUUAUGCCUCAGCCACCAUCCUUCCUUUAGGGAGAAGUGGCCAGGACUCAAUUGGUUGGGAGUGAUCACUGUAAUUUGACAAAGAGCAUUGCUGCCCCUGCUCAAAAACUAAAAUGUCUUCCUCCAGAGCACAGCAGACCUCGAGACUGAGCCCAGAACGUGAAUCCAGGUCUCCUAGGAUAUGUCUACAUUGCAGCUUGGAGGCGUGGUUCCUAGCACGGGUAGAUAGCUUGAGCCGAGUUAGUGAGAGUCUAGCACACUAAAAAUAGCAGUGUAGAUGUUGCAGUGCAGGUGGUAGCUCAGGCUACCUGCCCAAGCUCAGAUCCAGGGGUCAGGUGGGCUUGGACUAGAGCAACCAGCCAAUGCUCUAACAGCCACACUGAUAUUUUUAGUGCACCAGCUUGAGUGCUAAAAUCACACCUUCAAGCUGCAGUUUAGGCAUACCCCUACAAGGCUGUGUCUGAGCCAGCUCUGCCGAUUUUGUUUUUAAAAAUGUUGUAGCCUUUUUCUGUAACAUGGACUCUGUGGCCCUUUGGCAUUGCUUUCUGAUGUUAUUUUGGAACCACCAAUGAUGGGCUCUGUGGGAGCUUCCCCUACCUUCUUCACAUCAGGAUCUGGGAAGAGAAGAGGAGCUGCUUUAAAAAGCAAAGAAACAGGAUCCUCUAAGGACCACUGGAGGUAUGAAGAGAAUAAUAUGACACUGAGGCCAGGUAUGCAGUAGAAACUCUGGAUGGUAUAGUAAUGGCAGUUUGAGUGGUAAUUUUUUUAGCGACAUUUCAGUACCAGCAAAAGCCCUAAUGUAAACCUGGCCUCAGUGCUAGUAGGCGCAAAAAGAAAAAUGUAACCACAACUAUUAUUAAGCACAAAUGCAAUUUGUUUAAGACUAUUUUGCCUGAGUUUGGGGCUUGUUUCAUGCAAGAAGACUACAUUUAUAAGAAUCCUGUUAACCAAGAAACUAUUCAGAAUGAGGAACUGCCACUAAAAAUAGUCCGCAAAAAAAACAAGAGUACUUGUGGCACUUAGACUAACAAAUUUAUUUCAGCAUAAGCUUUCGUGGGCUACAGUUCACUUCUUCGGAUGACAGACAGGAGAUAUUUAUACAUACAGAGAACAUGAAAAGGUGGAAGUAUGGAACACUUAGUCCCAAAUUUGUAGUAAUUUCUACUUCACCAUCUGAGAGAUCUGGAUCUGCUUUCUGCUGGACUAGUGGGGACCAAGACUACUGCAGGAACACGACAUUCAGGCCUUGGCUUGCUCAUUACUGAUCCUGACAGCCGAAGAAGGAACACUGUUAGACAGUUAAGAGGGUUUUUUUUGUUUUUUUUUUUUUUGUGUGUGAGAGAGAGUCACCUUUAUACAGCCAGAAAGACAGUAACUGAUCUGGGACGGCGGGCAGAUCCAGGGAUGGGAAUUUUGCUGUUUAGAGCUGCCCAAGGACCACGUGGUUGUUGGGGAGAGGAAUUGAGCAGGUUCAUUUUCGCUUUCAAUCUAGAGAACAGAAUAAACAGGGAGAGAGCAUUAGUCUUACUGUUGGCUUGCUAGAAUGUGUGUGUAACUAUCUUAGCUCUUAUAGUAAAUGGUAGCAAGGGUUGAUAGCUUUUUUUGGUGGGGUUUUUGGUUUUGUUGGCCAAGUAGAGGAACGUAGCUUAUUUUUACUUAGCCGUCUUUAUUUUUUAGCUAUGUAUAAUUUAGUGAAAUUUAAUGUAUAGUUUAGCUUUUUUAGCACUUUGUUUCCUUGCUAUGCAAGAUAAAUAUCCAUUAUCAUAGAACUGUCUGGAUGGAGUUUAAAUUCUGUGCUUGGCUUAGAAAUACAUAAUUGUAUAUAGUACAUGCUUCAGAUAAUG